Yarrowia lipolytica CLIB122 is the source of this 1134-nucleotide messenger RNA. RefSeq lists its product as uncharacterized. The record is from RefSeq and is a predicted model, not a curated record. Gene Ontology annotation, cellular component: mitochondrial outer membrane; mitochondrial outer membrane translocase complex. Gene Ontology annotation, biological process: protein import into mitochondrial matrix. NCBI's taxonomy places the organism in Eukaryota, Fungi, Ascomycota, Dipodascomycetes, Dipodascales. Gene Ontology annotation, molecular function: transmembrane protein transporter activity.
AUGUCGACUGCCGUCCCGUCUCUCGGAGAAAUCAACGCUCUCAACGUGCCCUCGCUCCCGGGCAACCUGAACACACCCAAUCAGACCCCCGCCUGGACCAACAACCCUCUGUGGGCUUAUGUUUCCGAGACCUACAACACCAUUGCCGCCAAGCGAAGCGGCCUGAACCUGGUUAACCCCGGCACUCUCGAGAACCUCAACAAGGAGGUGUCCAAGGAUGUUUUCCUCACCAACUACUUCUUCACUGGUCUGCGAGCCGAGAUCUCCAAGACCUUCAGCAUGAACCCCGCCUUCCAGGUGUCCCACUCCUUUUCUCUGGGCUCCAAGGUGCUCCCCCCUUACGCCUUUGCUGCUUUCUUCGCCAAUGACAACUUCUUCAUGCAGGGCAACAUUGACAAUGAUUACUCUGUCGCCGCCCGAAUGCAGUACUCCUGGUCUAAGGAGUGUGUCUCCAAGGUGAACGCCCAGCUGCAGAACGGCCAGCCCGCCAUGAUUCAGCUCGAGCAGGAUCUGCAGGGAGCCGACUUCUCCAUCAACUUCAAGUCCCUCAACCCCUCCGUUCUCUCCGGCGGUCUCUCCGGUGUCUUCAUUGGAUCUCUGCUCCAGUCUCUGACUCCCAAGCUCGCCGUUGGUCUCGAGGCCAUGUACUCUGCCCAGGACCCCCGAAUCGGAGAGGCUGCUGUUUCCUACUUCGGCCGAUACGUGUCUGGCGACUGGGUUGCCUCCGCACAGCUCCAGCAGAUGGGUAUGGUCCAGGCAUCUUUCUGGCGAAAGAUCACCGACAAGGUCGAGGCUGGUGUUGAGGCCAACCUGGCCCUGCUCGGCAAGCCCAACCCCAUGAUGGGCGGUGUCUCCGGCCCCGAGGGAACCACCACCAUCGGCGCCAAGUACGAGUUCCGACAGUCUGUCUUCCGAGGACAGAUUGACUCCACCGGAAAGGUUUCCUGCCUCCUCGAGCGACGUGUCCUCCCCGUUGUCUCUCUGCUCUUUGCUGGAGAGAUUGACCACGUUGCUAACACUUCCAAGGUUGGUCUCGGACUCCAGUUCGAGGCUGGUGCCGACGAGGAGAUGAUGGCUCAGCAGCAGCAGAUGAUGGAGCAGCAGCAGAUGAUGGAGCAGCAGCAGCAGAUGUAA